UAUAAAGGAGCACUUUUUCGGAGGUUUUUUGCCAAUUUGGGACGAAUUUGCCCCUCAAUUGCAAACAGUGCACACUAAGGCAGCCGGGUAUUUCCGUCUUUUCAGUUUGAUCCAGAAUGGGUGGAUAUUAUCAGCCCACGUCCCCCCUGCUCUCUCAUUUUCCUCUUUCACUUUCGUGGUUGAGCAUUGAGAGAGAGAGAGAGAGAGAGAGAGAGAGAGAGAGACCGAGAGAGGCAGAGAGACAGAAAUCCCCAAAACCUACAAAAUCAUGCAAGGCGAAGACGACAGAUGAUCGAUGAGAUCGUCGAUCGGCGCUGGGUUUUGAUCAUCUUCAUCUCAUCCAGAGAGAUAUUCCGUUUUGCUUCUCAAAGCAGUGCAUAAAGGUUUGUGUCUUCACCAAAAUCGAUCCUUGAUCAUCUCUUCUCCUUCGCUGAUAACCGUGUGUUCCUUCUUCGCAAAAUGAUCCGGUUCAUACUGCUGCAGAACAGGCAAGGCAAGACUCGGCUGGCGAAGUACUACAUUCCUCUCGAGGACUCCGAGAAGCACAAGGUCGAAUUCGAGGUUCAUCGGUUGGUUGUCAGCAGAGAUCCCAAGUUCACCAAUUUCGUUGAGGACCUUGGUAGCAUUGUGGAGAGAGAAGAGUUUGCAGAAGAUUUCGACAAGCAGUUGCGCACAGAGCUCAAGUGGUCUCGAUUGGAGGACACCAUCGUCAAAACCCAUGUCGCCGGUUGGGGUUUCUGGUGUCGACAGGACAACAGACCACCCCAUGCUCCUCCGGUUUCUGAUUGCGGUUUAAUUUCCAUAGUUCAGUACUUGUGCACGAGAUCCUCGCUAGAGCUAUAUUUAAGGAUUCCACCUGUGGAAAGGGCUUAUGAUGAAUGAGAUCAUGACAAGAUCAGUGGAUACUAGAUCAGUUGUUUCAAAAAUGACACUAACCUUAUUGGAGGAUAGUGGAUGGUACCAGACGAAUUAUAACAUGGCUGAUUGUCUUGACCGGCCAAGCAACUAAGGAACUGAAUUUGUUACCACCCCUUGCAAUCCUUGGAAAGGAGCUUACUAUUGCAACACGACGCAGUUGUCAGGCUGUACAUAUAUCAGGGAGGCAGAAGGUUACUGCUCAAUUGUAAGUUACAGCGGGGACCUUCCUUAGAGGGCCCGUUAUUUUCCUCGAGCGAACAAAGGUGUGUUCUUGAGCUUCAAUUCUUAUUUUCUUCGAGGGAAUAUUUAUUUAUUUUGUGUACUUUGGCAUGAGUUCACCCCUGUUAAAGAACUCCACUUCAGUUCCUUUCAGUUCAUAUGAACAAUGUUAGGGCCUCAUAUCUCCCAUUAUGAUGAUUACUCAUAAAAGGUUGAAGAUCGGAAGCUAUAUGAUUUUUCCGUUGGCUUGAUUCCUUUCAACGUCUAAUCUUUUAGGCCACACUAUAAUUUGAACCCGGAAAUCAUUUCCGUCAAUGGACAGACAUUAGGCAUAGAUUCAUCAGUUUUUGCCACGUCAAGUAACAAAGGAACCAUUGUCGAUUCUUGAACAACCUUGACAUACAUAGCUGAAGAGCCCUUUGAUCCUUUUGUUAGUGGUGUAAAUCACGAAAGAGCAAUUCAUUAAAUGUUUGUUCGGCGAUCUAUUGCAGCUGCUUGCCUUCAGAUUAGAUGAUAAAACUUCUCGGUGCUUAUAUUCUUGACUACCUUUCUUCAGGUAUCUUUUCUUUUCUUUUGCAUUUUUUCCAGAUUACAUUGUAGUUGGAGAUACAAUUUGGUUUGUGAUUCUAGAUUUUAUUUUCCUGGUAUGGAACAUGUAAUUUGGAAACGCAUUAUUCGUCUAUCUUUUAUUGAUAGUUGUGUCAUCGUCGAAAAUAUUUGUUACGAGAAAUAUUGAAUGCCUCUUCAACUU
Molecule: messenger RNA, 1888 nt
Organism: Rhododendron vialii
Lineage: Eukaryota; Viridiplantae; Streptophyta; Magnoliopsida; Ericales; Ericaceae
Exons: 7
Coding region: 460-882 (140 amino acids)
Biological process (GO): vesicle-mediated transport; protein transport
Cellular component (GO): intracellular membrane-bounded organelle
Source: RefSeq, a predicted model, not a curated record